Molecule: messenger RNA, 1389 nt
Organism: Debaryomyces hansenii CBS767
Lineage: Eukaryota; Fungi; Ascomycota; Pichiomycetes; Serinales; Debaryomycetaceae
Exons: 1
Coding region: 1-1389 (462 amino acids)
Cellular component (GO): mitochondrial matrix
Molecular function (GO): protein binding
Source: RefSeq, a predicted model, not a curated record
AUGAAGAUUCCGGUAUCAGGUAUAAGUGCUUUGAAUAGGAGCUUAUUGCAAAUUAAAGGUCCAGAUGCAACAAAGUUUUUGAAUGGCUUGUCUACAUCGAGAUUUCUUCCAAAUAUAGUCAAGAAGAAGCAACAUACUAUAGAUGAAGCUGAAAAUAGACAUGCUAAAUUGUCAGAAAUUAUAAAUAUAAACGAUAAUUGGGGGUUGAUGCAUGAAGAUAUAUAUGAUCCCGAUAAUAAUAUAUUCGUAAGAAGAGACGGAUUGAAUUCUAUGUUCUUGUCAUCGAAGGGAAGAGUUGUUACUGAUUGUUUCCUCUACUCACAACCAUUUCACAACUUAAAUGGGACCUUUGAGGGUCAGAUAAGUGAACCAACUUAUUUGAUUGAGAUUGAUUCGUCAUUUACGUCUCAGUUACAGAUGUUAUUAAAGUUGCAUAAACUCAGUGCAAAAGUAAGCAUUGAAACAAUUAAAUCCAUGCAUUCAUAUUACUAUUACAAUGACACUGCAGAAUUUGACGAAUAUUUGGAUUUCAUUCAGCAAGAAUUCUUUCGGUCAAGGGAUCCCGUGGAUGCAUUAAACAAUGCUAAUUCAUUUAUUAAAAGUGAAGUUUUGUUCAAUCCAAAGUUGGCAGGCAAUAUAUUAGGAUUUUCCAUAGAUAAUAGAAUUCCGAACUUUGGGAUUAAAGUGUUAAUGGAUAAGGAAAUAGGUGAUGAUGACAACAAAAUUCCUGUUGAUGACUUAUUUUCAUCAUCUUUCAAAGACAAUUUUGUUGUACCAGAAAUACUCAAACCUGAAAGCAUAACUAGGAGACGUUUUAUGAACGGUUUAUUCGAAACACAAGAUAGCCCAAAGGAAAGCUCAUUGUUACCUUUUGAAAUGAACCUUGAUCUUACUAAUGGGUUAUCAUUAGAAAAAGGAUGUUAUGUGGGCCAGGAACUUACAAUUAGAACAUAUAAUAACGGUAUUAUACGUAAGAGAAUCGUACCAAUCCAAUUCUUUGAAAUAAAUGAUGAUAAUCUCUCCGCACUUGACGAAAGUGAGUAUUUAACUUUAGAUCCGAAUGAUCCUGUUAUUAGAGAAUUACAAGAUUUACAUUCAUCCACUUUAUCAAAACUAGAGAUAACUCCAUUAAUUGAAAAGAAGGAUCUGCCUCCUCCAGAACCUGAACAGCAAUCAUCUUCUCCGUUUGCAAAUUCGAAGCCAGUACGUAGGAGGACAGCUUCCAGUGGUAAAUUACUUUCUAUACAAGAUAAUUUGGGAUUUGUCUUAGCUAACUUAUCAGAUAUUGAAAAUGUUGACUUAUAUAAAAUUGAAUUGCCAUGCCUUGAAGGAGGUGUAAAGCAUGUUGGAAUAAAAGUGUUUAAACCAGAAUGGUGGCCAAUAGAUUAA